This is a messenger RNA of Crotalus tigris (Tiger rattlesnake), 4583 nucleotides long. It is a transcript of the gene CSPP1, whose product is annotated as centrosome and spindle pole associated protein 1. Bases 332 to 3631 code for a protein of 1099 amino acids. The transcript has 30 exons. The record is from RefSeq and is a predicted model, not a curated record. Gene Ontology annotation, cellular component: microtubule; centrosome; spindle pole. Gene Ontology annotation, biological process: positive regulation of cytokinesis. Lineage: Eukaryota; Metazoa; Chordata; Lepidosauria; Squamata; Viperidae.
CUAGACAACUGUAAACAGAUUAAAGGCUGCCCAAAAGACGUCUCAUUUCCGCAACGCAGCACAGGACCAAUAGGUUAUCGGUCACCUCUCACAAAUCCGGAUGUGCUUUUGAUUCCAGGCAGUAGAGGGCGCCAUUGGCACGCAGCCUAUUCCCCCCCCUGCUUUUUAGGUUCCUCCCUGAGAAGGCGGAGCGCUCUGAGAAGCUUUGAUUGAGGCUGACAAAAAUCGGCGGGAUCCGCUGGUGGAGCACCCGCCGGCGCCUGGGCCUUUCCGGAGCGAGCGGCAGACGAGGUACUAUCUUCAGUUAGAUUAUUAUUUCCAAAAGUAAACAAUGAUGGCUGAGAACCUAGACAAGUUCCUUGAACAGAAAGCGAGGUUGUUACAGGACAAGGCAAAACUUGAAAAUGAUCCCCCAUAUAUGGAGAUGCAGAAUAAAAGUGCAGAGAAACUUUCAAAGGCUAGUGAAUUAUUAAUCUCCAUGGCUAAAGAAAACAUCCCACCGAAUAGUCAACAUACUGCUUUGCAUGACUAUGGCUUAAGCUUGCCUCUGGGGGAGGAUUAUGAACAUAAAAAACACAAACUAAAGGAAGAACUUCGACAGGACUACAGGCAAUACCUUUCACAAGGUAUGUCACAGGCAAAAAAAAAGAAAAGAUAUUUAAUAUCAGGUGAAGUUGAUCCAUAUACUCAGGGACUUUCUCUUCCUAUUUGCGACAGAAGAUCUGCCAAGGACAGGUUAAGACUUGAAAGAAACAAGGAAUACAAUCAGUAUCUCAGGGAAAAGGAAGAAUGGAAUGAAAGGUUAAGAAAAGUAGGGAAGAAACAAAUAGAGCAUGACACAGAUAUCCAUAAGCAAAAUUUUGCUGUUAACAGAACCCAAUCAGAAUUAUAUGCUCCAAAUGUGUCUUUUCAAAAAGAUGAAGAAUCCAGCAAGAAAGAUGCUUGUACAGCUACAGAUACCUAUGAUGGGUUAUCAAAUAUAAGAUUAUUGUUAGACCAACAGCAUAAACAAGAUAUUGAAACUGGUUUGGGGGAUUCAUUACUGAAUAAAACACUUGAUGAAAAACUGAACAUUUCCAGUCGAAAGCAAGGAAAGCUGGAUGGCAAAUCGGAUAACUAUUUCCACAGACAUCACAAGUGUGAGGAUCAUGAUCCUGAAAUAAAUGAUGAAAUGGAUCCCAGGUUUCGAUAUGAAAGUGACUAUGACAAAAAACCAUUGCGGGUCUUUCAUGCCCAAAGAAGUCAAGGAAAUUCUCCUAUUGAGCAAGUACAGACUGCUGUUGAUAGAGUUCCAUAUGCCACAGGACUAAUACUUGGAAGUCAAGACAGAGAAAUUAUUCAGAAAAGAAAAGAACAAUAUAGGCAAGAGUUAAUAGAGCAAAUGGCUGAGCAGCAAAGAAAUAAGAGACGUGAAAAGGAGUUUGAACUCUCUGUUGCUGCAUCGGGAAUUGUAGACCCUGAGAAAAAGCCCAACAGACUAAAAGAGUUGGGAUUAAAGCCACAUAUAUCUGAGGAGAAAAUACCACCUGAAAGGCCAAGACCAGCUUUCUAUACUCCUUCUCCUGGAAUUACUUCUAUAUCUGCACCUCCUGUGUCACCGGUGAAUGAAGAUUUCCAUAGAGGCUUGUCCAGUGCUCUUGGACAAGUGUUGGCUCCCAGAAUUGCCCCCAUUCCACCACCCCUUCCACCACCAAUUUUGACUGAUAGUUAUAGAACUCCAUAUGAUGAUGCCUACUAUUUCUAUGGCACCAGAAAUCCUUUGGAUCCCAGCCUCGCAUAUUAUGGUGCAGGCACAGUGGGGACACAGCCUUCAUCUGCACCACCACCUCUUGAUACUACUCAAAAACCUCCUCUGCCCAUCAAUAAAAUUGGAGCAAGCAUUGCAAGUAUUAGACCAAAAGGCUUGGGAGUAUUUCCUGAGGAAAAACCAAAACCCACAAGAGAGGCUACCUUAGCUUAUCAACAAGAAUUACAGCAGCAGAUAAGGGAAAGAGAAGAACGUCGUAGGCAAGAAAAGGAAGAAAAAGAACGCUAUGAAGCUAAAAUAGAAGCUGAAAUGAGAAAUUACAACCCUUGGGGGAAAGGAGGGGGCGGAGCUCCUCUCAGAGACAAAAAAGGAAAUCUUAUAACGGACUUGAAUGUGAUGCACAAGCAAAAUGAAGAUGCAUACCAUAAUCCAGAGGCACAAGUAUAUGAAGAUAAAAGAGCUAUAGUAUCUGUUGACCUAAGUUUGGCCUCACCAAGACUUGAAAAUACAGAUGAAUCUACAAAUAAAACAGCAGGCUUUACAUAUACACAAACAUCCCCUUUUGCACGGGGUAAUAUUUUUGGAGAGCCCCCAAGUCCAGAACAAUUAAGGAGACAAGAGUCAUAUAAGAACUUCCUUCGUUUUCAGAUAGAAGAAAAAAGAAGAAGAGAAGAAGAAGAACGUGAAAAACGAAGGCUUGAAGAAGAAAGGGAAGAAAGAAAGUUAGCUGAGCAGAGAGCUAGAAUACAAAGAGAGUAUGAAGAGGAACUGGAAAAGAGGAGAAAUAAAGAAGAAGAGCAACGAUUAAAAAAUGAAGAAUUAUAUAGAUUAGCUGAAGAAAGAAGAAAAGAAGCUGAAAGGAGAAAGAUAGAGGAAGAAGAAAAAAAUAAAGAGGAUAUUGAAACUGAAAAACAUUUGAUUGACGAGAAGAUUUCUAGACAUCCUUCUCCUCUUAUACCAACUCUUCAGAGUAAGCCAUUAGUAAAAGAAGAAAGGACACUUCUGAUGGAGAGUCGUUUGUCUUAUUACACACAGGAUGUCCCCAGAACUCAGUCCCCACCAGUGCCAGCUAGAAGAAAUCAAUUACGUGCAUAUGAAGAAAAAAAGAAUGUAAUAAAUGAACUUUCGGAGAUGAGAAAGCAGCUCCGCAGUGAAGAGCGACGACUACAGGAACAGUUGUUAAAAUUUCACAGUGAUGAUGAUGAAAUGCCAGUGAAAGGGAAAAAAGAUAAACAGAAUUUGGAUGUAUUUGAGAUGGCCAGACUCCGCAUGCAAGCUCCAGUAAGGCGACCAUCUUCAAAGGAAAUUGCUGAUCCUGUUAAUCUACAGAAUAUCCGUGAAUUUAAUGAACUUAAAUAUAAAGAUUCAGAAACACGAGUAGAAACAAGAUAUAUGUAUCCUGAUCCUCCCACCAAUAAUGAUACUCUGGACAUUCAGCAGCUAGCAUUGCUAAGAGAGCAAAAAAAGAAACUUAAAAAAAUGAGGAGAAAUGCAGAAGGUUCCCUAGAUUUUGAUGAGCCAGUAUCUAGCAUUAGAUCAAGGGACAAGGGAUUGAUUAGAGAUGCAGACUCAGAUGAAUUUAUGAAAACCUCACUCCUGGAAUCUGAGAGUGCUUUUAUUGGUACGGAUGGUGAAACUUACCCAAUUUUAGAAGAGCAUAACUACAAUAUGAAUAUAACUCCUUCACCCCCUGUAUCUGCAAGAGAAAGAAGGAGAGAGAAGAAGAAGGGUGAUGCUUCUCACAGGAGGACUACACCACCACAAUUUGGCAACACCUCUCUCCACUCGAAUUCUAGUCUCAACAUAGAUCAAUUAAAAGCCAGAAAUGAAGAAAGGCUGCAAAGUUUAAAUGAACUACAUAAGAAUGCCAGUCAUAUAGGUUAGCAUAUUCCAUCACCAAAAUCUGGACUGAUUUUUGACAUUUUCUUUGUAGAAAGGAAGUAAUAGUCAGGGUGAGUAACUGACCAAAUUUAGUUUCUUUUAGUUAUCUUUUAGAGAGACUCAUAGAUAUUUGAAGAUCCUUUUUGAAUUCCAGUUUCUCAAUGCAGCAAAUGCCAAAAUAGAUUUCUGUUCAUAGAGAAGCUUUUCUUGAUGAAUGCUACUAUGUGCUAUCCAAACAUUUCGUUUUGCCACAUCAUUAAAAAAAACCAGCUUCUACAUACCAAGAAAAUUAUUCUUUCUUUGAAACAUCAAUAAUGUGUCUACAUAUUGAAAUUCUGUAUAAUAGGGAGUCCUUAAAACCUCUUAGGACUCUCUAUGUUGGACUGGACCUAUUUUCAAAUUUGACAUAAUUAUUUAUUGCUGAAACUGCAAUUUCAAAAAUAAUCUUUAUUGUAGUUUAACUUUUUGUAUUAUUAAGUUUGGGCUUGCUUAAAAUUAAUUUAUACAUCCCUUUUCAUGAAUUAGAUAUGUAACUGUAUACACAAAGAUACUCAAAUGUUAUACUUGUCUUUCAUAUACACAGAUCGACACUCAAAACUUCCACCUAUGUGUUUUAAAAAGGACUGGAUUUAUCCGGAAAAGUAUCCACUGUUUGCUGCACAUGUGGAUUUUUAAGCUUCCUCUGCAAUUAAUUUUCUUAAAAUUUUACACUUUAGUAAUUUAUUAGUUAGUAGUAAUUUGCUUUAUAUAGAUACCUUUAUAUUUCGUUAAAUCUAUUCUUUCUUCCAUGCAUACAGUAUUUCCUGUAUCUCUGGCUGCUGUACAAUCCCUGAGCAUCAUAGAACCUCCUGUAUAUUUAAUUGUUGGCAAGGUGUUUUUUUUUUCUUCAAAUACUUCAUAUCUCUUUCUCCAAAAGUCUCUUGUAUUGUUGUGGUCAAAAAGUUCUAACUUUGAC